AUGAAGGACUGGUCUAUUGGUGUUUCUGAUAUCAGUAAUCUCCGUUGCAGUCGUGGACGCCGUCUUCCACCCACACCACUCGAGCGGUGUCCACCCAACUUCGGCUCUCAGCAUUCUUUCGACGAUAGCCUGCCCAAUACCGGUUUGAAUAAGGCCUAUUCUUCCGUAGUUGGCUCAAAAAUGUCCAGUUACGGACCAGAGUUUGUAAAGGCUGGCAUCUCUUCAUUUGAAGAUCUUUUGGAUGAUCAACUAACUCACAGUAAGUAA
Messenger RNA from Echinostoma caproni, 267 nucleotides. The record is from the annotation of a GenBank genome assembly. Lineage: Eukaryota; Metazoa; Platyhelminthes; Trematoda; Plagiorchiida; Echinostomatidae.